UGGAGACACUGGUCUCGGGAUCAAGGACAGAGCUUAACCAAGUCACUCCCAGCUCUCUCAUCGGACAGUCCCUGAGCCACCGUCACCGAGAUGGGAGCCUGGCUCCUUUCCCUGAUAACCUUGCUGCUGUCUUUAGCCCUGGAAACUGCUGGACAAGGAGAAAGAAUUAUAGAUGGCUACAAAUGUGAAGAAGGCUCGCACCCAUGGCAGGUGGCUCUGCUCAAAGACGGUCAGCUUCACUGUGGAGGGGUGCUGGUGGACAAAAACUGGGUGCUCACAGCAGCCCACUGCAAAAUGGGUCAGUACCAAGUGCAUCUGGGCAGUGAUAAAAUAGAGGAUCAGAGUGCCCAGAAGAUCAAGGCUACAAAGUCAUUCCGACACCCUGGCUACUCCACAAAGACCCACGUCAAUGACAUCAUGCUUGUGAGGUUGGAUGAGCCAGUCAAGAUGUCAUCCAAAGUGAAGGCAGUCCAGCUUCCUGAACGAUGUGAACCCCCAGGGACAUCCUGCACCGUCUCUGGAUGGGGCACCACAACCAGCCCAGAUGUGACCUUUCCCUCGGAACUCAUGUGCUCUGAUGUGAAGCUCAUCUCCUCCAAGGAGUGCAAGAAGGUGUACAAGGACCUGCUGGGGAAAACCAUGCUGUGUGCUGGCAUUCCAGACUCUAAGACCAACACUUGCAAUGGUGACUCUGGGGGUCCCUUGGUGUGCAACGGCGCCCUCCAAGGUCUGGUGUCCUGGGGAACCUACCCUUGUGGCCAGCCCAACGACCCAGGCGUCUACACUCAAGUCUGCAAUAUAGCGCUGCUUUCAGCAUUGAUCGGAGAGACCCCUAUAUGCAGUGGGCAGAAAUACAGAGACCUGGGCAAAGUGGGUAAGCUGGGUGUCAGCUCCCACUCUCCUCGGGACGCGGAGGUCUUCAGCACCCACAGAGGGACUUACAGGAUGCCCAUCAUGAAGAUGCUGACAAUGAAGAUGCUGACCCUGUGCUUGGUUCUUGCUAAAUCAGCCUGGUCGGAGGAGCAGGAGAAGGUGGUUCAUGGAGGCCCCUGUUUGAAGGACUCCCACCCUUUCCAGGCCGCCCUCUACACCUCGGGUCACCUGCUGUGUGGUGGGGUCCUCAUUGGCCCACAGUGGGUGCUGACAGCCGCCCACUGCAAGAAACCGAAUCUGGAGGUGAGCUUGGGGAAACACAAUCUACGGCAAACAGAGACUUUCCAAAGACAAAUCUCCGUGGACAGGACUAUUACCCAUCCCCUCUACAACCCCACGACCCAUGACAAUGACAUCAUGAUGGUGCAUCUGAAAAACCCAGUCAAAUUCUCUAAAAAGAUCCAGCCUAUGCCCUUGAAGAAAGACUGCUUUGAGGAGAAUCCCCACUGUCAGAUUCUUGGCUGGGGCAAGAUGGAAAACGGUGACUUCCCAGAUACCAUUCAGUGUGCUGACGUCCAGCUGGUGUCCCGGGAGGAGUGUGAACGUGCCUACCCUGGCAAGAUCACCCGGAGCAUGGUGUGCGCAGGCGACAGCAAAGAAGGCAACGAUUCCUGUCAGGCCUCUCCAGAACCACUUAGCUUCGGCUUCUAUUUCUUACCAGGUGCAGCGGUCAUGGCGAGGGCAGGACACCCCUGGAAAUGGACAAUGGCUACCCUGAUCACAACUCUGGCUCUGGGGGUCUCAGAGCCUGUUCUUGCUGGCGAUGUUUCCUCUUGUGACAACCCCUCUGGCACCAAACCCUCUGGGACCAACAGAGACCUCAGCACGGAUUCCAAGUCUGGGGAGGACACCCGUUCAGAUAGCAGCUCUCGAAUUGUGAAUGGGUCAGACUGCGAAAAGGAUGCGCAGCCAUGGCAGGGCGCCCUGCUUCUGGGGCCCAACAAGCUGUACUGUGGGGCCGUGCUGAUCAGCCCACGGUGGCUGCUCACAGCAGCACACUGCAGGAAGCCAGUGUUCAGAAUCCGUCUGGGCCACCAUUCCAUGUCACCCGUCUACGAGUCUGGGCAGCAGAUGUUCCAGGGAAUCAGAUCCAUCCCCCACCCCGGUUACUCCCACCCUGGCCACUCCAAUGACCUCAUGCUCAUCAAAAUGAACAGAAAAAUCCAUGACUCUCACUCGGUGAAGCCUGUUGAAAUUGCUUCUGACUGUGCCGUUGAGGGGACCAGGUGCAUGGUGUCUGGCUGGGGGACAACGAGCAGCAGCCACAAUAACUUCCCGAAAGUCCUCCAGUGCCUGAACAUUACUGUGCUCAGCGAGGAGAGGUGUAAAAACGCCUACCCGGGACAGAUAGACAAGACCAUGUUCUGCGCUGGUGAUGAAGAGGGCAGGGACUCCUGCCAGGGUGAUUCUGGAGGUCCUGUGAUCUGCAAUGGCAAGCUACAGGGCCUUGUGUCCUGGGGUGAUUUCCCCUGUGCUCAGCCCAACAGACCAGGUGUCUACACCAACCUGUGCGAGUUCAAUAAGUGGAUUAAAGACACCAUGAACUCCAACUAAUGAGCCACACCAGGAACCGCGGAACCAGUGCCACCCAACGGCAAUGAGGAGCACUGUCCCUCUCUGAGAAUGCUGAAGAUAAUGUCAGUCUCUCCAGAACUUGCUCUAUGUCUCUUGGCACUAAGAUCACCAUCCCCCAUGGUGGACUGACCCCAUUUCUAUAGCCAGACCCUAGGAACACUUCUUGAAACGUCUAAAUUGUGUUAAAACCCAUCGCUACCUAUGGACCCAUCCAUAAACCCAGAGUUGAGCCUUUUCUUCAGCCGUAACUCAGAUUUAGACCCCAAAAUAAAAAACAUGGGAAGAACC
Messenger RNA from Mus pahari (shrew mouse), 2796 nucleotides. Its product is annotated as transmembrane protease serine 9-like. Gene Ontology annotation, biological process: positive regulation of antibacterial peptide production; proteolysis. The coding region runs from base 91 to 2487 and encodes 798 amino acids. The record is from RefSeq and is a predicted model, not a curated record. The transcript has 17 exons. Gene Ontology annotation, molecular function: serine-type endopeptidase activity. Lineage: Eukaryota; Metazoa; Chordata; Mammalia; Rodentia; Muridae.